Cebus imitator (Panamanian white-faced capuchin) is the source of this 928-nucleotide messenger RNA. RefSeq names its product F-box and leucine-rich protein 22. The transcript has 2 exons. The record is from RefSeq and is a predicted model, not a curated record. Lineage: Eukaryota; Metazoa; Chordata; Mammalia; Primates; Cebidae. Gene Ontology annotation, molecular function: protein binding. Bases 39 to 734 code for a protein of 231 amino acids.
GAAGGCAGGUCAGCCCGUCCCCUAGCUGCCGCACUCACAUGUGGCCGCUGCUCACCAUGCACAUAACCCAGCUCAACCGGGAGUGCCUGCUGCACCUCUUCUCCUUCCUAGACAAGGACAGCAGGAAGAGCCUCGCCAGGACCUGCUCCCAGCUCCACGAGGUGUUUGAGGACCCCGCACUCUGGUCCCUGCUGCACUUCCGUUCCCUCACUGAACUCCAGAAGGACAACUUCCUCCUGGGCCCUGCUCUCCGCAGCCUCUCCAUCUGCUGGCACUCCAGCCGUGUGCAGGUGUGCAGCAUUGAGGACUGGCUCAAGAGUGCCUUCCAGAGGAGCAUCUGCAGCCAGCACGAGAGCCUAGUCAAUGAUUUCCUCCUCCGGGUGUGCGACAGGUGCCCCAAUCUGGCAUCCGUCACUCUGUCGGGCUGCGGCCACGUCACCGACGACUGCCUGGCGCGCCUGCUUCGCUGCUGCCCACGCCUGCGUGCACUGCGCCUGGAGAACUGCGCGCGCGUCACCAACCGCACGCUAGCGGCCGUGGCGGCGGACGGGCGCGCGCUGCAGACGCUGCACGUGGACUUCUGCCGCAACGUGAGCGCGGCCGGCCUGCGCCGCCUGCGCGCCGCAUGCCCGCGCCUGGCCCUGCGCGCCGAGCACAGCGCCGCCAUGCUGCCCGACCAACCCCCGCGCCCGCGCGCGCCCGCCGCGACCCUCGGCAAGCUGCUGCAGCACUAGAUACCGCCCCGCCGCGACCCCGGGGGGAGGAGCGCAGCCCCAGACAUCCUGGUUUCGACCCCAGCUCUUCCACCUUCCAGACCAGCACCGCAUCUUCUGAGCCUCAGUUUCCCCAUCUGCACAGUGGGGACAACAAUGCCUACCUCACGUUACGACUUUAUACCCAGAGGAACGCAAGAUUAAAUGGAUGUUUG